ACAGUCAACCUCUGGACAUCCACCUGUGAGGACGGAGGUGUUCGACCCCACGACAUCCGGUGCGGUGACAUGAACGGUGUUUAAGGAACUCGUGUGCCCCCGUUUUAAUUCAAUUUCCUUCUUCCACUAGAACAUUGCGAUCAAUUCAUGUAACGCGUAUAAUUGUAUUGUCAAACAGACCGAGAAAACGAUUCAAGUUCACAGUGUUAAAAAAUGGUCUUCCUCAUGAUGUCCAGGUACCUCGGUCUGAUUCUGCUCGUUAUUACAACAUGCGCCCACGGAGCCAAAAAAUGCGAGGGAAAUGGUUUGGGCUUGAAAUAUGUAUGGGGCGAUGCGCUCACGGAUCCAGCCGAUUGUAUAGGUCCAAAUAACGUGCAGUACCCGUCAGCCGCAAUAUCGAGAAGUUACAAGAAUCUUUGGACGAACAGCCGAAUUGCGAGAUCUCACCAGGCACGAACGAUCGAUCCUGAAUUAACGAGGCAGGCUCUAUUGCACAAUUACAAAAUUACCCAUGGAGAUUAUUCGAUGGCCGAAUCCUCGCGAAAUGGCAGAGGAUUUUCCUCGAGGGAAACAUGCGGUUCACCAGCUAGAUUAUGCAAAACGAGGUACAACACUACGGCACCUAUGUACGGAGUCAGUUUAACCAGCGGCCAACCUGUGACAAUCGUGCAAAAAUUCCCUGAUCUUUUGCAGCAAGUUGUAUUCGAAGUUUGCGAAUCAAAAGAGUGCGAUGUAGUCCACGGUGAGUGCACGCAGACAUACGUGCCAUACCUGUUCCUGGUGAUUCCACUUGGACCGGUGACCUUGACCGGUCAAGAUUACGUUCUGGUCGAGAGUGGUUGCGUGUGCAAGCCGAGAAAUUCGGCGAGCGCCAUGUCCGAGCCUCCGGCUGUUCCAAGCUUUUAAACGUUCGUCGAACUCUAGCGAUCGACAUCGAGCGCACCUUUACACCUCUGCGCUGGAGGACAUACAGCUCGAGAUCCGUGUCGAAUGUGACGAAUCGGUGGAAGGUGACCCGAAGCUCGAACAACCUCGCCGAGGAACCUAGUAACCUCUUUGACGAAGCUAGCAAAGGAUGCUGAAACCAGUAUUGAAGUCGCUAGAGAAUUGAUUUCUCGAGAGAAAUCUAGAAUAUGAACAAUUUUCCCUGCGUAUGCAGUACAUCUUUCUUCCGCGACGGAAUACUAACUUUUACCGUGGAUCAGCUUCUCUAGUUUGUCCGAGGUGUCAUGUCACGAUUUCCACGAGGAGCAGCUUUCUAUUAAAGCUGAAGAUUCCUUUCGUUGCGAUCUCGAAUAUUUCGUGAAAUUCAUCGUAUAGAUAAUUUAGACGUCAAAGAAAAGACUCUUUUAUCAUGAAUCAUUUAUAACAGGGAUUCAGUCGUACAUCGGUAUCGAUUAUAAAAUUCGAUUAUAAAAUUUAUAUUUCAUAAUAUUCAUUUUGUAUUUUUGUCGGUUUCUUUAUAAAAAAAAGAAAUAGUUUCAAAGAAACAACAGUAAAAAGUUCGUAGUUCGAAUAAUGGCGCGACCCCUUUAUCAUCGUUUUUCUUGAAGU
This is a messenger RNA of Apis dorsata (giant honeybee), 1554 nucleotides long. RefSeq lists its product as uncharacterized. The transcript has 5 exons. The coding region runs from base 214 to 906 and encodes 230 amino acids. The record is from RefSeq and is a predicted model, not a curated record. Lineage: Eukaryota; Metazoa; Arthropoda; Insecta; Hymenoptera; Apidae.